Messenger RNA from Sapajus apella (tufted capuchin), 8799 nucleotides. It is a transcript of the gene TRAF3, whose product is annotated as TNF receptor associated factor 3. Gene Ontology annotation, cellular component: plasma membrane signaling receptor complex. Gene Ontology annotation, molecular function: tumor necrosis factor receptor binding; zinc ion binding. The transcript is spliced from 12 exons. The record is from RefSeq and is a predicted model, not a curated record. Bases 6580 to 8286 code for a protein of 568 amino acids. Gene Ontology annotation, biological process: regulation of cytokine production; positive regulation of JNK cascade; regulation of apoptotic process. Lineage: Eukaryota; Metazoa; Chordata; Mammalia; Primates; Cebidae.
UGUUGGGAUUACAGUCGUGAGCCACUGCGCCGGGCUUCAGUGGUUUUUAGUAUAUUCACAGGGUUGUGCAGCCGUUGCCUACUUUGGACAUUCUGUAGAAAUGCAGUUAGACAGUAUGUGUUUUCUGUGCCCAGCCGCUCUCACUCAGCAUCAUGUUUUCAUUCAUGUUGUAGCGUGUAUCAAUCAAGGUGGAUGUUCCACAUUGUAUGUAUUCAUUAGUCCAUUGAUAGACAUUUGGGUUGUUUCUCCUUUUCGGCUGUUGUGUGGUAAUGCUGCUGUGAACAUUCAUGUGCAGGUUUUUGUGUGGACAUGCGUUUUCACUUCUGUUGGGAAUAUACCUCGUCGUUUAUAUCCUCUUUUGUUGCUUCUUUUACCUGUGGUUCAGGCUCCCAUUUAUGCUUGUACAGACACUUUGCUACUUGUAACUGGGGCUUGUUUGACCUUUGUUGCUGACCUAGUGACUUCUUGUGUCAUGUUUAAAGCCCCUGAAACCCUCUGUUGCCUAGAGAGACAGGCAGAAUUGCAGUCUGUUUCCUUCCUAAGACCAGAUCACAUCUGGUGGUCAUGAAAUGGUCUUAUCAAAUAAGUACCUGUAAGAUAAUUGGUAAAUAAGUAUGUAUCUAAGCCAAAUAGAUUGUGUGUGUGUUUUAGAUUGUUUUUCUUCUCUGUGCUUUCUCUUAGGGACAUCCUUUGUUCUGUGGCCCCAGUGGCACCUAGAGUGACGACUAUGAAUGAUUUGUCUCUGUUUUCCCUUCAGGCAGAAUACUGCUGGCUUGGAUUUUUUUCUUGUUAAUUUUGGUGACUUAGUUGCCUGUUUGAAGUGAUAAGUACCUUCAGAUAGUAGUGAUGCUCUUUAGCAUUUUAAGUGUCCAAAUGAGACCUAUUGGGAUGUUUCCAUAAUUUGCAUCAAAUUCAUGUAAACGUACAUUAAUGAUAUUAGCUAGUCUGCAUGAGCUAAAGUAUCAAUUUCAUUACUAGUAUUUAAUAAAGGGGCAGGAUUAGCCAUGGCCAUUCUAGUUAAUGGUAAGAGCCCUGUAGGUCUCUCAUCAUAUAUUUAAGCUGAAUUAAGCUUGGAAAUAUAACUGAGUGCGUUGUGGCUAUAUUUGGUAACAGUCAUGCCUUACAUUUUGAGAUAGCUUAUACUUUUUCACACCAGUUGACUCAUUGUAAAUUAUGAGUAGAUGUGAUUCGCUUCCUGCAGAGAGCAAAUGCAUUCAGUCCACUGAAAAUCAGCUUCAUGAGGUUUGUAGGACAGGCCUUACUCCUUUCUUAGACAAGGAAUCUGAGAUCCAGAAAGAGUGAGCGGUUGAUUGGGAGGAGUCAGUGCCAGAGGGAGGCAGCGUGCCCUUUCUGCUCUGCCUACGCUGUGAGGACACCAGGCCGUGCCUUCACCAGGAGGAAGUCAUGCCAAGUCCAAAGCAUCAGGCCGCUCAGAGCCAAGCAGCUUUGCUGGAGCACCCACUGGUGCCCUUAGAAAGUGAUUUCUCCUGUUGAAACCUCGCUGCCACCUCACCUGGAAACAAGACAGUAGGAAGCCACCCCCCCAGGUAUGUGGGGACCCGGCACCCGUGCGCCGAACCUCACUGUCCUUGGUCAGAUUGUUGAGUUGGGCGGCAAUUGGAAGGGUCCUCUGGCAUGCUCCUCUGGGGACCUUCUGCCACCCCUGGAGACAGCUCGCGCCCCUGCCCAUCUCUCCCCACCAGUGCACACUCCCCCCAGCCCUGGCCCAGCUGCGGGGCCCUCCCCAGUAGGCUCUGGCUGUUCCAGGAGGCAUGAGAGUGUUGCCGUGGGACCUGCCCACUGCUCGACAUCCCCCAGGGAGAGCCUGCUCAGGCCACGCACGGGCUUCUGGCCAGACAGAUCAGUGGGGAAGAGUUCCCCUGCAGCGCUGCUGCCAGCGGGGGCUAGUGAGGGUGGCACUGCCACGGAGAACACGCCUUGAUCUCUGACUUGAAAGGCAGCAUUCUUCUGGAACUUCUGUGGGGAGUGCCCAGAGUGGCACCUAAAUGUCCAGAAGCGUUUGAUGAAAGUUCAUCUGAGGCUUUUAAACUGCUCGAGUGAGUCUUUCUGAAGCGCAGUGAUGGCAAAAGGAAACCACCUCGAGCUGCCUACCUGCGCAUUCUCUCCUCGGCUCCCGUGGGCUGUGAGGUGUUCCCUGUCAGGAAUUUACGCGGAAGCGUGUCUGCUGUGGCCGAAUGUGUUCAUUCAUUCAUAGCUCACGGUAAGAGGGAGGGAUGGGGGAGGAAGACUGCAGUAUUUCCUUAAAAGUUUUUCCGUAACUCGAAUCCCUCCCAUCCCCGUGAGGUAACAUCAUCUUUUCCAGUUGGCGACAGUGAACUCUGUUUUGGGUACCUACAAAAGCAGAAGGGGUGGGUAGGUUGUGGCCGGAGGAGGCUGGUGCCUGGGUGUGGAUCCUGGCUCUUCCGCUUGAACUCACUGUGCCUCAGCGUCCUUGUGUGUCGGAUGGAGCCGCCUCACAGGAGCAAGCGAGUUGUGUGUGUGGAGCAGGUGGCUGAUGUGCGGCGAGUCCUCCAGGAAUGCGGCCGCAGCAGGAGCACUUUGGGCACCGCAGAUACAGCCCUGACCACGCUGCAGGGCUUCCGUGCGGGGCCACUGCACAUCCACCGCUUCAAGACAGCAUGGGAGCUGCCGGAGGUGGGGGGCUGGCUCAGGAAAAGGGCCUUGCUGCCAGGGGUGGGAAGGCAGUCAGUGAAGACUUCCUGGAGGAGCCUGAGAUGAGAAGUAGUUAGGUAGCCAGAGACAAGGCAAAGAAGGGCCAUUUUCCUCAGAGAACAGCAUAGCAUUGGCAGAGGUCCGACAUGUCAUUUCCUAUUGCAGAAUUGGGGAGUGCCCAGUAGGUUCUUUCGUUUGUUUGUUCAUUCAUCCAGUCUUUCACCUCACACCUGUUCAGGGUCCGGCUGGGCUCUGGACAUGGGGUGGAAGAUAGCCAUCUGAGCAGAGGCUGCUUGGACUGUCACCUUUGUUGGGGUUGCCAUGGGUGCCAGAGGACAGCUGUUACUUAUGGGUGGCAGCGUGGUGGGGUGGCACAGCACAGAGCUGCCCUGCUGUGCUCACACCCGGUGCCUCCCUGCGGUCACCACGUGCCUUGGGCAAGUGUAGGCCUCAGGUCCCAGAUGCCAGUUUCUGUCAGUGGUGGUGGUGGUGGCCAUACCCGCUCUGGUCUGCUGUGAGGGAGGGACGGGCUCCAGCCACAAACAUUUACCUUGCAGAGGACCUCCUGCACCUGCUGAGAAUGGGCACGGCCAUCUGGAGGAUGUUCUCCCCUUGGCCCUCCCUGUUCCAGCCAAGUCCACAGCCUUCAGCUCCUUUUAUAAGUAUUCCUUUCUCACAGAGCCUUGUCCUGGAGCUGCAGAUGGGCCCUGGUUCUGCCUCCCAUGCGGUGCCGGUCCUCCUCCACCAUGCACGAUGGUGUGUUUCCCGUUAUUCUUCCUCCUUAUACAUAUAGCCUGAAGGCAAUUUUGUGUUCAGUUUAAAAAGUAUUUUGUACAUGAAAUAAAGUUUUGACUGUGACCUGUCACGUGAGGUCAUUUGGGGAAUUUCUUCUUGUGAUGGUAUGUAGGUACUCAGAAAGUUUCAGAUUUUGGGGCAGUUUGGAUUUUUGGAUUAGGGUUGCUCAACUUGAAUGUCCUUUUAUCUACAGCAUAUGGUCAGUGCUCACUAAACGUAUUGCAUGAAUGAAUGAAAACCAAAGUCAUUUAGUAAGCAUGUUACUAUUUCAGAAGUCUCUUUUCUGAAAUUGAUUAUAUGGUCAAUGGUUCAAAAUUUCAAGUGCUCUGACCACAUAAUGGUUAUUACCAUACUGUGAAGGUAGCUGAGUGUUCAGUGAUUGCUGCCCACAGAGGACCUGGAAGUGCUUGCUGUACUUGCAUGUUUUGGAAUGGAAAUCAUGGCUCAUUCCCAAGAGCCCCUCAGCAGGGGCUCUGAGCCUGGUGCUAAGCAGCAGAUGUGCAGAUUCCUGCAGGGCGUACCUGAGCACUGAGAGGGGGCGUCAUAUACACAUCACACUCGUUUCCGCAUCCCUACCCCACACAGCCAGUGGUCACAGCCAUCCUCCAGUAAAAACCACAAAGCAGUCAACCUUUAGGAAACAGGUAGGAAAUCUAGAAAAAGCCUCAGGUGUUUACAGCAUUUUUAAAGGUUGUUAAAAAAAAAUCUUUGUGAUUGGAAAGCCUGCUUCCUGUGCCAGGGAGACUCUCUCCAGCGCUUUUGCUUCUGAGGUUGGUAGCUUUCAGAAAGACUGCAAUGCAGCGGUUACCAAAGUCCUUGUUAAUAUGGAAACAACCCGUGGUGAAGCCUUUUGCUCCCCUUCACAACUGCUGACUGCUGCCUGCAGUCUGAAGGAGGAGUUAAUGAAGGCAGUGAUCCUCCGGACCUGGCAGUUUAGUGAUUAGAACGUGCGCGAUUCUGUGAAUGCUGUGGCUGGCGCAGGCAUGUCCUGCAGCAGCUCUGUCAAGUUACUGAUGCAGUCGGCUUCUUCCUGGGAACGCGAAGCCGAAGAUGUCUUUGCAGUUUGUGCACAAUAAUUUUGUUUUCAUCUCUCUGUUCAGAUGACGGAUUAUAAGAAGGUAACGGACUUUAGAAAUCAUGCAUAUAUGUAUUUUAAGUGUUUAUGAAUAUCCCUAGCCAAGGUAAUGAAUUAUGAUUGAAUAGAUCUCUUUCGAACCUAAGAAAUAAAAGUUUAUUUCUUGUUAAUGACAGUUUUGACAAUUGAAGAGUUAUCUUAUUUCAUAUUGACAGAUGCCCUCUAAGGGAAUUAUUGAAGAUGUUCUUUGAAGAGAUCUGCUUUCUCUUGGAUUUGCUAAACAUAGUUGAAUUUCAGAGAUGUAGAUACAGAUAUUUUGUUUCUUUAACUUAAGCAAGGACAGUUUCAUUAAUCUGGAUGGAACUUUUCAUCUUACAAAAUCUCAACCACCAGCUGUAGAUGAUGAAUUCUAAUCUCCUUAGUUCUUAUUUUGCCUUCAGAAGAGCAUUUUCGGAUGUGUGGAGCUUUGUGCUUAUCCAUGGGGUGAGCUGGGUGCUACCUCCAGCUGCUGCUCUUUGUUUAUCUUAGAGGGAGUCCAAGAGUCAGAGCUGAGAUUUAUUUUGCAAUGAAUUAGUGGCCCCAAACUGUAUUAAAUGCAUUAUGGGUGGUAAUUUAUAUGUCCAAUGCCAAGAAAUAUAAUGUUGGGGUUACCAUGGCAACUGCUUGCAUUCUGAAAAGCUUGUGAAUGGGUUCUGAACCUUCUGGCAUUGGAAGUGAGCUUUCCUAGCCGAGAGCCUGCAUUCGUGAUUUGUGUAAAUAAAUUUGGCUUUCCAUAUGAAGCACAUCCUUUCUCUUCGUUUACCAGAGUAGCCCGUUGAGCUCAGUUCUUUCUCUGGCAACGUCUGCCUUGGUGUCUUGCUUCCUGGCAACAGACUAUGGUUGAGACAUAGUUUUCAACUUCAGGCCGAGGAACUAGCCUGUGUGUGUGUGCUGGCCUGCCACCUCAGUCUGCAGGCUGUGAAGAAGGGGGCUGGCUCAUCGUGCCUCCCGAGGCCUAGCAAUGCAUGAGGUCUCCAAAAGCACAGUUGCAGCCCCAUGUGCUGGGGGGGUCCUGGCACAGCUUUCUGUUCAUCCAAAGGGUUUGUUUCCAGUAACACACAUGCUAGGGCUCUUCCUGGGAGGCAGCCCUGCCUGUUUCCAGGAUAUCAUGGGGAUUCGUUUUGGGGAUGGAGGCCCAGGUUAUAAAGACCCAUGUUUAAAAUGUCAAGCUUAUGAAAAUAAUAAACGAGGGCCUAUUGUCUUCAUUGCCGAAGGUCUGUUUGCUGUUGGUUAGAAAUAUAUGUAGCAUAGGCCGGGCAUGGUAGCUCAUGCCUGUAAUCCCAGCACUUUGAGAGACCAAGGCAGGAGGAUUGCUGGAGUCCAGGAAUCCAAGACCAUUCAGGGCAAAAUAGCGAGACCUCAUCUCUAGAGAAAAAUAAAAUAAAGAAAACUAGUCUCCCUCGUGGAUUUAAAACAAUGUUGAUGUCUUGAUUGCCUGGGACUGAAAUGUCUGUGAUUUCAGGGGCCUGAGGUUGGAAGGUUGGAGCCUGGUGUUGCUGCCAAGGUGGCAGCUCCUAGAGGGCCUGGCUAGGCUCUGGGAGAAUGUUUUCACCCUCUGUGGAAUUCAUUCUCUUUGUUAAUAAAUAUUCAGAUUAUAGAGUUUAAAUGUCGAGCUUGAAGAUAGACUGGCCUUCAGGCACACAGUGGGCAUGUUGCUGUGGCUCACCUGUAGGCCUCAGUUACGAAUCUUUGUCUAAUCCAAUCCCUUUAUUUUACAGAUGAGGAAAAUGAGGCCCAAAGAAGUAAUGCCACUUGGUUAAGGUCCCAGAGCAGGUCAGAAUCAGAUCUAGGAUCAGAAACCUGGCUCCUGGCUCCUGGCUCUCUACUCUUCUAAGGAUCGCUGUCCUGACAGAAGCGGUAAGGGACUCUACUGCAGUAAUUAAAGAAGGAUAAGGUUGGCGUUGCUUCGCUUCUUUUUUUAUUGAAGUCCUUCCUGAUCAAGCGUCCAUAUUUCUCCUUAAAGCAUAUGACACACAGCAGAACACCUCCUUCCUAAAAUGGAGUCGAGUAAGAAGAUGGACUCCCCUGGCACGCUGCAGACCAACCCGCCGCUGAAGCUGCACACUGACCGCAGUGCAGGGACGCCGAUUUUUGUCCCUGAGCAAGGAGGUUACAAGGAGAAGUUUGUGAAGGCCGUAGAAGACAAGUACAAGUGUGAGAAGUGCCGCCUGGUGCUGUGCAGCCCGAAGCAGACCGAGUGUGGCCACCGCUUCUGCGAGAGCUGCAUGGCUGCCCUGCUGAGCUCCUCAAGUCCAAAAUGUACCGCGUGUCAAGAGAGCAUCGUUAAAGAUAAGGUGUUUAAGGAUAAUUGCUGUAAGAGAGAAAUUCUAGCUCUUCAGAUCUACUGUCGGAAUGAAAGCCGAGGUUGUGCAGAGCAGUUAACACUGGGACAUCUGUUGGUGCAUUUAAAAAAUGAUUGCCAGUUUGAAGAACUUCCAUGUGUGCGUGCUGACUGCAAAGAAAAGGUCUUGAGGAAAGACCUUCGAGACCACGUGGAAAAAGCAUGUAAAUACCGGGAAGCCACGUGCAGCCACUGCAAGAGUCAGGUUCCGAUGAUCACGCUGCAGAAACAUGAAGACACGGACUGUCCCUGUGUGGUGGUGUCCUGCCCUCACAAGUGCAGCGUCCAGACUCUCCUGAGGAGCGAGUUGAGUGCACACUUGUCAGAGUGUGUCAAUGCCCCCAGCACCUGUAGUUUUAAGCGCUAUGGCUGCGUUUUUCAGGGGACAAACCAGCAGAUCAAGGCCCACGAGGCCAGCUCUGCCGUGCAGCACGUCAACCUGCUGAAGGAGUGGAGCAACUCGCUGGAGAAGAAGGUUUCCUUGCUGCAGAAUGAAAGUGUAGAAAAAAACAAGAGCAUACAAAGUUUGCACAAUCAGAUAUGUAGCUUUGAAAUUGAAAUUGAGAGACAAAAGGAAAUGCUUCGAAAUAAUGAAUCCAAAAUCCUUCAUUUACAGCGAGUGAUAGACAGCCAAGCAGAGAAACUGAAGGAGCUCGACAAGGAGAUCCGGCCCUUCCGGCAGAACUGGGAGGAAGCAGACAGCAUGAAGAGCAGUGUGGAGUCCCUCCAGAACCGCGUGACCGAGUUGGAGAGCGUGGACAAGAGCGCAGGGCAGGUGGCUCGGAACACAGGCCUGCUGGAGUCCCAGCUGAGCCGGCACGACCAGAUGCUGAGCGUGCACGACAUCCGUCUGGCCGACAUGGACCUGCGCUUCCAGGUCCUGGAGACCGCCAGCUACAACGGCGUGCUCAUCUGGAAGAUUCGCGACUACAAACGGCGGAAGCAGGAGGCCGUCAUGGGGAAGACCCUGUCCCUCUACAGCCAGCCUUUCUACACUGGCUACUUUGGCUAUAAGAUGUGCGCCAGGGUCUACCUGAACGGGGACGGGAUGGGAAAGGGGACGCACUUGUCUCUGUUUUUUGUCAUCAUGCGUGGAGAAUAUGAUGCCCUGCUUCCUUGGCCGUUUAAGCAGAAAGUGACUCUCAUGUUGAUGGAUCAGGGGUCCUCUCGGCGUCACCUGGGAGACGCGUUCAAGCCCGACCCCAACAGCAGCAGCUUCAAGAAGCCCACUGGAGAGAUGAACAUCGCCUCUGGCUGCCCGGUCUUUGUGGCCCAAACUGUUCUAGAAAAUGGGACAUAUAUUAAAGAUGAUACAAUUUUUAUUAAAGUCAUAGUGGAUACUUCGGAUCUGCCCGAUCCCUGACAAGUAGCUGGGGAGGUGGAUUUAGCAGAAGGCAACUCCUCUGGGGGAUUUGAACCGGUCUGUCUUCACCGAGGUCCUCGCGCUCAGAAAAGGACCUUGUGGGACGGAGGAAGCGGCAGAAGGCGGACGCGCGCCGGCGGGAGGAGCCAUGCGUGAGCACACCCGACACGUUUUCUAAUAGACUAGCCACACUUCACUCUGAAGAAUUAUUUAUCCUUCAACGAGAUAAAUACUGCUGUCAGAGAAGGUUUUCAUUUUCAUUUUUAAAGAUCUAGUUAAUUAAGGUGGAAAACAUAUAUGCUAAACAAAAGAAACAUGAUUUUCUUCCUUAAACUUGAACACAAAACACACACACACACACACACACACACACACACACACACACGUGGGCAUAGCUGGACAUGUCAGCAUGUUAAGUAAAAGGAGAAUUUAUGAAAUAGUAAUGCAAUUCUGAUAUCUUCUUUCUAAAAUUCAAGAGUGCAAUCUUGUUUCAAAUACAGUAUAUUGUCUAUU